Messenger RNA from Manis javanica (Malayan pangolin), 4768 nucleotides. The record is from RefSeq and is a predicted model, not a curated record. Lineage: Eukaryota; Metazoa; Chordata; Mammalia; Pholidota; Manidae.
AUGGGUUAACAGCUCAUGGCGAGGAAGCCAAGGUGUCAUCUGAUACCCUCGGUGUCUCAGCUGAGAGGCAGGACACUACUCCUCCAGGCCAGGAUAACAGUUUCAGUAACACAACUGGCAGACACCAACACCAUUUUUAUGGAGACCACGACUACAGUUGCUGAAUCUUCAACAAGUGCUGGGAACACAGCGGGUCUCUCUGCCUCGGUUGAUGCUUUAAAUGAUUUGGCCCUGAGGCUGGUGAACGGUGGUGACCGCUGUCAGGGUCGGGUGGAGGUGCUGUACCGAGGCUCCUGGGGCACCGUGUGUGAUGACAGCUGGGACACCAAUGACGCCAACGUGGUGUGCAGGCAGCUGGGCUGUGGCUGGGCCACGUCAGCCCCCAGUAGUGCACGGUUUGGGCAGGGCUCAGGCCCGAUCGUCCUGGAUGACUUGCGGUGCUCAGGACACGAGUCCUACCUGUGGAGCUGCCCCCACAACGGCUGGAACUCGCACAACUGCGGCCACUCGGAGGAUGCGGGGGUCAUCUGCUCAGCCUCCCAUUCGCAGUCCACCACCACUCCAGACUGGUGGCGCACAACGACCCCUUAUUAUGACUGGUGGACCACGACGACUCCUGUCACUGGGUCCGAAUCAGGUUUGGCCUUGAGGCUGGUGAACGGCGGUGACCGCUGUCAGGGCCGGGUGGAGGUGCUGUACCGAGGCUCCUGGGGCACCGUGUGUGAUGACAGCUGGGACACCAACGACGCCAACGUGGUGUGCAGGCAGCUGGGCUGUGGCUGGGCCACGUCGGCCCCCGGCAGUGCCCGGUUUGGGCAGGGCUCAGGCCCGAUCGUCCUGGACGACUUGCGGUGCUCAGGACACGAGUCCUACCUGUGGAGCUGCCCCCACAACGGCUGGAACUCGCACAACUGCGGCCACUCGGAGGACGCGGGGGUCAUCUGCUCAGCCUCCCAUCCGCAGUCCACCACCACUCCAGACUGGUGGCGCACAACGACCCCUGUUUACGACUGGUGGACCACGAGGACUCCUGUCACUGGGUCUGAAUCAGGUUUGGCCCUGAGGCUGGUGAACGGCAGUGACCACUGUCAGGGCCGGGUGGAGGUCCUGUACCGAGGCUCCUGGGGCACCGUGUGUGAUGAUAGCUGGGACACCAACGACGCCAACGUGGUGUGCAGGCAGCUGGGCUGUGGCUGGGCCACGUCGGCCCCCGGUAGUGCACGGUUCGGGCAGGGCUCAGGCCCGAUCGUCCUGGAUGACUUGCGGUGCUCAGGGCACGAGUCCUACCUGUGGAGCUGCCCCCACAACGGCUGGAACUCGCACAACUGCGGCCACUCGGAGGACGCGGGGGUCAUCUGCUCAGCCUCCCAUUCGCAGUCCACCACCACUCCAGACUGGUGGCGCACAACGACCCCUGUUUACGACUGGUGGACCACGACGACUCCUGUCACUGGGUCCGAAUCAGGUUUGGCCUUGAGGCUGGUGAACGGCGGUGACCGCUGUCAGGGCCGGGUGGAGGUGCUGUACCGAGGCUCCUGGGGCACCGUGUGUGAUGACAGCUGGGACACCAACGACGCCAACGUGGUGUGCAGGCAGCUGGGCUGUGGCUGGGCCACGUCGGCCCCCGGCAGUGCCCGGUUUGGGCAGGGCUCAGGCCCGAUCGUCCUGGACGACUUGCGGUGCUCAGGGCACGAGUCCUACCUGUGGAGCUGCCCCCACAACGGCUGGAACUCGCACAACUGCGGCCACUCGGAGGACGCGGGGGUCAUCUGCUCAGCCUCCCAUUCGCAGUCCACCACCACUCCAGAGUGGUGGCGCACAAUGACCCCUUAUUACGACUGGUGGACCACGACGACUCCUGUCACUGGGUCCGAAUCGGGUUUGGCCUUGAGGCUGGUGAACGGUGGUGACCGCUGUCAGGGCCGUGUGGAGGUCCUGUACCGAGGCUCCUGGGGCACCGUGUGUGAUGACAGCUGGGACACCAAUGACGCCAACGUGGUGUGCAGGCAGCUGGGCUGUGGCUGGGCCAAGUCGGCCCCCGGCAGUGCCCGGUUUGGGCAGGGCUCAGGCCCAAUCGUCCUGGACGACUUGCGGUGCUCAGGGCACGAGUCCUACCUGUGGAGCUGUCCCCACAACGGCUGGAACUCACACAACUGCGGCCACUCAGAGGAUGCGGGGGUCAUCUGCUCAGGUGUGCACACCACUGCUUCUACCCCAGGUUGGUGGCACUCAUCAUCUGUAACCACUGAGGGACCCUCUUCAAAUUGUGGUGGCAUCUUCUUCAACACCAGUGGAACAUUUUCCAGCCCAUCCUACCCUGAAUAUUACCCCAACAAUGCCAAGUGUGUCUGGGAAAUAGUAGUGAACUCUAGCUAUCGUGUAAACCUGGGCUUCAGCAACGUGCAAUUGGAGAUAAACAAUAAUUGCAGUCUCGAUUAUGUUGAAAUCUUUGAUGGAUCGCUGAACAGCUAUAAUUUGCUGGGGAAAAUUUGUAACGCCACCACGCAGAUAUUCACAUCUUCUUAUAAUCGAAUGAUUGUUCGAUUUCGGAGUGAUGUCAGUUUCCAAAACACCGGCUUUUCGGCUUGGUAUAACUCUUUUCCAAGAGAUGCCAGCUUGAGAUUAGUCAAUUCAAACGUCUCCCAUACAUGUUCUGGGCGUGUGGAAAUUUACCACGGUGGCAAGUGGGGGACAGUUUGUGAUGAUUCCUGGAGCAUUCAGGAUGCCCACGUGGUCUGCAGGCAGCUGGAGUGUGGAUAUGCAGUAUCAGCCCUGGGAAACGCCUAUUUUGGCUCUGGCUCUGGCCCCAUCACCCUGGACGAUGUGCAGUGCUCAGGGAUGGAGUCUAACCUCUGGCAGUGCCAGAGCCGAGGCUGGUUCUCCCACAAUUGUGCCCACAGUGAAGAUGCUGGAGUCAUUUGCUCAGGAAGAAGUCACCUAACAACAUUUGCUCCUGGGCAAAACGGCACCCGCCCAGCCACAAAUUAUUCCUGUGGAGGCUUCCUGUCCCAGCCAUCAGGGGUGUUUUCCAGCCCCUUCUAUCCAGGGAACUAUCCAAGUAACGCCAAAUGUGUGUGGGACAUCGAAGUCCAAAACAACUACCGCGUGACUGUGGUCUUCAGAGAUGUUGAGCUUGAAAGCGGCUGUAACUAUGACUACGUGGAAGUGUUUGACGGACCCCACCAAAGCUCCCCGCUCAUCACCCGGGUUUGCGAUGGGGCCAGGGGCUCCCUCACUUCGUCGUCCAACUUUAUGUCCAUCCGCUUCGUCAGUGAUGGCAGCAUCACAAGGAGAGGGUUCAAGGCUAACUACUACUCUAGUCCGUCCAAUGAAAGCACCAACCUGCUUUGUCUGCCAAAUCACAUGCAAGCCAGCGUGAGCAGGAGCUACCUCCAGUCCCUGGGCUAUUCUGUCUGGGACCUUGUCAUUCUCAACUGGAACGGGAGCUCCCUGUGUCAGAGUCGGAUAACGUCCAGCCGGGUGACAUUCACAAUUCCCUACACGGGCUGCGGCACCAUCAAGCAGGUGGAUAAUGAUACCAUCAUCUACUCCAACCUCCUCAAAGCGGCUCCUUCUGAUGGCAUCAUUAGGAGGGAACAGGGCCUCCGCAUUCACGUCAGCUGCAGGAUGCUCCAGGACACCUGGGUCGACACAAUGUACAUUGCUAAUGACAGCAUCGAGGUCAACAAAGUCCAGUAUGGCAAUUUUGACGUUAACAUCUCCUUCUACACAUCCUCUUCAUUCGCACAUCCUGUGACCAGCCGCCCAUACUAUGUGGAUGCGAACCAGAAUGUGUACCUUCAGGCCAAAAUCAUUCAUCCCGACACUUUCCUGGCCUUGUUUGUGGACACCUGUGUGGCGUCACCAUAUUCCAAUGACUUUACAUCUUUGACUUAUGAUAUAAUCCGGAGCGGGUGUGUGAAGGACAAAACCUACCAAUCCUACUAUCAGCCAUUACCCCACAUUGCCCGCUUCAAAUUCAGUACCUUCUACUUCCUGAACCGCUUCCCGUCCGUGUACCUGAAGUGUAAAAUGGUGGUGUGCAGGUUGAACGACUACUCCUCCCGGUGCAGCAGAGGCUGCGUGAGGAGGUCCAAGAGGGAUGUGGGCUCCUACGAGGAGAAGGUAGAUGUCGUCCUGGGACCUAUCCAGCUGCAGGCCCCACAUGUCGAGAAGAGGAGCCUGGACCUGCCAGCGGCUAGUGUGGAGGAGCAGGCCAGUGCCCAGGGGAGCUAUCACAGCGCUGCCAUCUCCGCUGGGGUCUUCCUGGUCGUGGUCCUGGCUGUGGCGGCCUUCACACUGGGAAGGAGCACCCGGGCUACCAGUGGCCAGCCUCUGAGCCAGAAGGUGUGAGCCAGGAGACUGCACGUGGCACUCAGACACUGGCCCCAUGCACUCCGGAACCCGUGAGGCAGGAGUUGUCGAGUGCCCAGAGUGUGACAUCCAGCAGCACCCAAACUCUCUUACCUUGUUGCAGGUGCCUGGGGUUGUGUGUUGGUGGGAGGGGGGGGAGGGGAGCACUGAGGUCAUGGUGCAGCCAGGUAAGGGUUUUCCUAGAAACACAGGGUUAGUGCUGGGACAAAUGCAAGCAGAUGCCAAUACCUAAAACUGUGCAUGCAGCUAUGAGCCAAAUGCUAGGAAUAGCAAAGUUUCCUCCAAGUAUAAUUUUUUUCCUCACCUUUUACAAACUAGCUCCUUUGGCCUGUAAUAUACAUCUUAGCCUUUCCUUAUGAUAGAAAAGUAGAAUAAAGAACUUUUUUCAGAGCAA